Molecule: messenger RNA, 2482 nt
Organism: Sceloporus undulatus (fence lizard)
Lineage: Eukaryota; Metazoa; Chordata; Lepidosauria; Squamata; Phrynosomatidae
Gene: MAFA
Product: MAF bZIP transcription factor A
Exons: 1
Coding region: 1353-2435 (360 amino acids)
Biological process (GO): retinal rod cell development; regulation of transcription by RNA polymerase II
Cellular component (GO): nucleus
Molecular function (GO): RNA polymerase II cis-regulatory region sequence-specific DNA binding; DNA-binding transcription factor activity, RNA polymerase II-specific
Source: RefSeq, a predicted model, not a curated record
UGCAAGGCAGAGGGGGGACCUUUGGGGAAAAGAGGAAGAGGGAAAAGGGGGGUUUCUUGCAGCCCCGGCGCCCCUCUGCAAGCCUUCCAAGCAGCCCCUUCCUUGGCAAAAGGGAGACCGCUUUGCACAGAAUUUACUUUUGCAAAAAGGGACUUUGGGCACAAGGGGAGACUUUUGCAAAAGGGGAUUUUUGCAAAAAGAGACUUUGCAAGGGGACUUUUUAUAUUUUCUCGCACAAGGGACCACCCUCCAGCCGUCGGAGCUGACCAGCAACUGCAUCCCAGAGGAAGAAGAAGAGGAGGAGGAGGAGGAAAGGAAGGCCCUUUUGCUGAGCUCUGGACUUUCCAACUGGAACUGCCCCCCUCCGAAAAGCUCCCCUUUGCUCCCUUUUUCGGGAGGCGGAGUGAGGGUGAGGAGGGGCUGCUCUUCUCCCUGCCCUCCCUGGGACCCUUCCCAACUUUCUCCCCUCCUUUUCCCUCUUUCUUCUCCUUCUUCCUCUGUUUCUGUUUUCUCCGAAGGGGGGGGAGGCCAGGACCCCCAAAGCCUCCCCCUUCCUCCCUCCCCCUCCCUUGCAAGGAAGCCCCCCCUUUUUUUCCUAGGGGUCCCGGUUUGCUGACCUCCUUGCAAAAAGCAGAGCCCUCCAAGAAGUGCUCUCUCUCUCUUUUUUUUCGCCCCUUCGGAAGGACCCUUCUCUUUGGAGAGUCCCGGUCUACUCCUCCAUCUGCAAGCAAAGCCCUUCAAGAAGUCCUACCGAUAGUCUCGGACCUCUUGGUUUUAUUUCCCCUUGGAAGAAAAAGCCCCUUCUGGGGGUCCUGGUCUACUUCGCCGCUUGCAAGCAAAGCCCUCCAAUAGUUUCUAAAAGCUAGAGAUUCAGACUGCUUUUUUCUUCUUUGGAAGGAAAAGCUGCUUGCAAAGGCAGAAGCCCUCGAAUAAUUGCUCCAGAAGAUCAAGACCCUCUUUCUUCCUUCUUGGAAAGGAAACCCUGCUCUGCUUGCAAAGGAAAGUGCUCCCACCUUGGAAAGACAUUUGGGGCUCCAAGCCCUUGAAGAAUUGCUCCCAGUAAAGUAAAUCCUCUUUUUUCCCCUCCUUGGAAAGAAAGCCUUUGUCUGCUACUUGCAAAAGAACAAGUGCUCCCAGUAGAGUAAGUCCUCUUUUGUGUCCCCUUGGAAGGAAACCCUGCCCAGGAGCUGUCAAACAAUUCUUCUAGAAGAUCAAGUCCCUCUUGGAAGGCCCUUCUCCUUUGGGGCUCCCUUUGCAAAGGCUGAGCCAUCGGGGGGAUUGCCGCCUUCUCCCCGUGGGUCCUGGCGUCGGUGUGGGGCUGCCGGGGGGUCCCCCGAUGCGUUCUUGAGGCAAUGGCAUCGGAGCUGGCGCUGAGCGGGGCGGACUUGCCGAGCAGCCCUUUGGCCAUCGAGUACGUCAACGACUUCGACCUGAUGAAGUUCGAGGUGAAGAAGGAGCCCUCUGAGGCUGAACGCUUCUGCCCGCGCCUCCCACCGCCGGGAUCGCUCUCCUCGACGCCACUCAGCACCCCUUGCUCUUCAGUGCCCUCUUCGCCCAGCUUCUGUGCCCCCAGCCCGGGCAAUGGGGCAGGCAAUGGGGCCGGAGGAGGAGGAGGAGGCCCAGGGCUGGGCCAAGCCGUCGGAAGCGGGGCCAACGCAGGCAAGGCCCAGCUGGAGGAGCUCUACUGGAUGGCCGGUUACCCGCCACCACCGCACCUCAACCCGGAAGCCCUCCACUUGAGUCCCGAAGAUGCCGUCGAGGCCCUCAUUGGCAACCCUCACCACCAGCAUCCCCACCAAGGCAAUGGAGGAGGAACCACUGGAGGAGGGUAUGAAGGCUUUCGAGGUGGACAGUCCUUCCCAGGUGAGGAAAUGGCCAACCACCACCACCAUCACGCUGCCCACCAUCAUGGCAGCGGUGGGCCUGGAGGUGGUGGCGGCCUGGGUUCCCACCACCACCACCACCAUGGAGGCCCUGCUCUUGGAGGCCACCACCAUCACCACCAUCACCACCAUCACCACCACCUGCGCCUGGAGGAGCGCUUCUCCGACGACCAGCUGGUCUCCAUGUCGGUGCGGGAACUCAACCGCCAGCUGCGGGGCUUCAGCAAGGAAGAGGUGAUCCGCCUGAAGCAGAAACGCCGCACCCUCAAGAACCGUGGCUACGCCCAGUCCUGCCGCUACAAGCGCGUCCAGCAGCGGCACAUCCUGGAGAGCGAGAAAUGCCAGCUCCAGGGCCAGGUGGAGCAGCUCAAGGCCGAGGUCCAGAGGCUGGCCAAGGAGAGGGACCUCUACAAGGACAAGUAUGAGAAGCUGGCCGGCGCCAACAGUGCCCCAAACAGGCCCUUUCCAGGCCCUAAUCCCUCCAACAACAACAACCCCGCCAGAGAGGCGCCCCCCAACAAGACCCCCGCCUCCGCAGACUUCUUCAUGUGAAGCCAAGCAGCAGAGGACUCUGGGGGCAGGGGGGGGCUUCCUGCACA